CAGUGGAGUGACGCUACCAAUUUAUCGAUACGUUCCACAUCAGAGAAGGAGCUUUCGUUCAUGUUUCUCUCUGUUUAAUUUGAAGUAUUAGAGAUGCCUGACAGAUAAAUAUUAUUUAAGUCGUUUUCUGUCCGCUACAGGCGCUGUAUCGCGAGUUUUCCCCUCAUCAUUCUUCGCAGGGCAAAAGCUAAAAGCUAGCUAGCGGUGUGUUAUUUAGCACAUCAUUUAAUAAUUUAACAAAUCAACGCCUGAUCCGCACUUUGCCCUUUGUUAACUUAGUUAUUAAAACAAGGCAGUCAUGGCCACAAGGCGUCUAACCGAUGCCUUCUUGUUAAUGCGGAACAAUGCGAUCCAAAACCGGCAGAUAUUGGCUGAGCAAGUGAGUACAAACGACCCCCGUCUGAGUACACGUAGCAAUGCUGCGGAGCUUGAUGAGUUGGCUGAUGAUCGGAUGGCGCUGGUGUCAGGAAUUAGUCUGGAUCCUGAGGCUGCCAUCGGUGUCACCAAGAAACUGCCUCCCAAAUGGAUAGAGGGAGUCGAUGAAAUCCAGUAUGAAAUCACACGGGUUCGGCAGAAGAUGAAGGAACUGGCUUCACUUCAUGACAAGCAUAUGAAUCGUCCCACACUGGAUGACAGUAGCGAAGAAGAGCAUGCUAUAGAAAUCACGACUCAGGAGAUCACACAGAUGUUUCAUCGAUGCCAGCGAGCUGUAACAGGUAUGCAGUCUCGCUGUGGCCACUGCACUGAGCAGGAGGAGAGACUGCUGAGAAACGUGGUGUCAUCUCUGGCACAGAGUCUGCAAGAACUGUCUACCAAUUUCAGGCACACACAGUCCAGCUACCUGAAACGUAUGAAGAAUCGUGAGGAGAGAUCAAAGCACUUUUUUGACUCAGGACCUCUAAUGGAAGAAGAUGAAGAGUUAGCUGUAUAUGACAAGGGGUUCACAGAUGACCAGCUGAUGCUAGUGGAGCAGAACACAGUAAUGGUUGAAGAACGAGAGAGAGAGAUAAGACAGAUUGUGCAGUCCAUCUCAGAUCUCAAUGAGAUUUUCCGGGACUUGGCUACGAUGGUGGUGGAGCAGGGCACCGUUCUCGACAGAAUCGACUUCAAUGUGGAGCAAGCUUGUGUUAAAACAGAUGAUGGAUUGAAACAGUUACAAAAGGCAGAACAGUACCAGAAGAAAAACAGAAAGAUGCUGGUCAUUUUGAUCCUCUUCAUCAUAGUCAUUGUUCUAAUUAUUAUCCUUUUUGGAACAAAGUUUUAAUUAAGCAUUCCUCUGGCUUUUGUUUUCUGUGUGGGUGUUUGUUGUGCGUAUGUGUGGACUUGUUUCCACUCAAAAACCAAGCUGACUGCCUUUCAUACCCACCAGGAAACGUCUGAAGAAUUCCACGUCUCUAUGCCAGGUGCACUUUGGGCAACGUGGAGAUGUCUUGUGGUUGAUUUUGUUCAAAGAAACAAUCAAAAAUAUGUUUGAGCCAUGGCUAUUUUAUCAAGUGACCUGCACAAAAAUGGCCAAGACUCUUUGGCAUAGGUUUGCUGAACCCGACCAUGUUGAUAUAUCUGCGUCUUAUCAAAAGAAAGCACUUCGUUGUGUUUAAAAAUGGACAACCAAUGUUAAAUUGCUAAAGCAGAGCGUUCUCUGCUUGAAUUCAAAGCACGAAUUGUAAUAUUUGUUGUGUGAAAAUGCAUCCUUUCUGUCCAGUAUCAUUACAAACAUUUUGUUCCUGUAAGGGGAAAGUGUGACAAGAAGAAAUGUUUGUCAAAGAGAAUCAUGCAGCAGAUUUUACUGCAAAUUAAUUUUCAUCUCAUUAUUACACUGACGUCCUAGCUCAGUAUUUUACCAUGCAAGACGAAAAGAAAAUGUUUUGUAUUGGAACAGCAACAGAUAUGAGUAGAAUAGUUAUUCAGUACCAAAAAUAUUCCUUUGGUUGAAGGACCACCUGCUUUUUUUUUUUUUUUUUUAGCCCUUUACUCCCCAAUUUAAUAAUUACAUUGAGGUCCUUGUAACUCCACGGUUGGCCUGAGGAGGGCAGCAACAAGCACCCUCCAAAUCAUCCUAUAAUUUUAAAAUCACCCAUUUCACUCCUGCUGCACUUUUCAAAAGGUGCUCAUUUUAAAACACUUGAUUGUUUGUGUUUUUCAUGGUCCUUGCAUUAAGUGCUACCUUUUUUCUUUUCUUUUUUUUUAACUCUUGCAGUUUGCACAUAUUGAGGCCUGAGUGGGAGGGGAGGGAGGGGGGUGUCAUGGAUGUAAUACUACUGUCAUCUGUAUAAUGAAAAGAAUUAUUUAUUUUUUAAUAACUACAUAUAAUCAAGAGGUUCAGAGAUGUUCUAUCUCUGGCAGAAUUACUGUCUAUUGAGUGUAUCUGUAGUCUAAACCCAACAGUCAUUGUCCGCUCUACUGAGGAAACUGUGAUGUAAUCCAACACAACCAGCCAUAUGAAGACAACAUAUGAGUUUGUUUUUUCCCCCAUCUUCUUCUUUUCAGAUACACAUUUUAGUUGGCUGUGUUGGAAAUUCUUUACAUGUUCUAGUAUUUUAUAAAGACGGAUAAGCUGAAACGAAGAAGAGCUUUAUUUGACAUCUCUACUCUACACUUUCUACUCCUGUUAAAUCAUAUUUGUCAUUGAUGUGAAGUUGUGUGUGAAAAAUGGUUAUGAUGAUUAUGUCCUAGUGGUACUCUACUUAAGUUUUGUUAUCCAAACAAAAC
This is a messenger RNA of Scomber japonicus (chub mackerel), 2709 nucleotides long. RefSeq names its product syntaxin 16 (gene stx16). The transcript is spliced from 9 exons. Gene Ontology annotation, biological process: vesicle fusion; intracellular protein transport; vesicle-mediated transport. Gene Ontology annotation, molecular function: SNARE binding; SNAP receptor activity. The record is from RefSeq and is a predicted model, not a curated record. Lineage: Eukaryota; Metazoa; Chordata; Actinopteri; Scombriformes; Scombridae. Bases 299 to 1264 code for a protein of 321 amino acids. Gene Ontology annotation, cellular component: endomembrane system; membrane; SNARE complex.